Molecule: messenger RNA, 1472 nt
Organism: Somion occarium
Lineage: Eukaryota; Fungi; Basidiomycota; Agaricomycetes; Polyporales; Cerrenaceae
Source: the annotation of a GenBank genome assembly
ACAACAAGGAGAACAAUGAGUAUGAUGAUGCGCCUCGUUACCGCCUUUGUACAUUACCGCUUUGCACAUAACCGCACUUUUUCCAAUACUAUUGUUCUCCUUGAAUUGUUUCUCGCUUCCUGGAAUGGAACACGCAUGGAAACAGUUUCGCAGCAACUACAUAAGGCUGCGUACCUUGAGAGAGACUUACUCAUUGACUUUGGGGACCCGUCUCUACCUCUCUCAUUGAUUUUGGACUCUGGAAGCCCGCUUACGCUCAUUUUAAUAUACCUCAGCUGGUCUUCACAUCUUCACGCAUACCCAGCAUCUUGCUAUCUCACAGACGAGCUAACUAACCAAAAAUGAUUCACGGUCUCUCCAAGUUCAUUAACCAAUACCUUGCACCUGUUCUCUCUCUUACGAGCCUCUUGCUUAUUACCUUUGCUUUCCUCUCGCCCGUACUCAUGCUUAGCUCGAGGGUUGCUCUGCUCACUGUGAGCCCGUCGUUGAGCCUGACGCAACCUGGAGAGACCAAUGGCAUCGACGGACCAAGUGUAUUCUUGGGUCCUCUUGGCUCCUGCGAAAGGCCGAACAACGACGCCGCUGUUAACUGCACGGCCGCCACUAUUGAUCCUAAGUACAACCUCUCAGUACUUCCAGGGAAUGCACCAGAUCUCCUCUCCGCACCCACGGCAACUACACCGGCAUUCAUCGCAGUCUCCAUCAUAUUCACAUUUAUGUUCUUCCUUCUCUUCACCUUCACGUCUUUCCGCUCCAAGAUGGGCAAGUUCGGCGGAGUCUUUGACAAACCAUUCAUUCAACGAGCCACCGCUUGGAUCGGUUUGCUUGGCUUCAUAAUUGGUCUCACUGCGUUCCUUGUAAUUCGCAUGUGGUUCGGAAAAGCCGUCGAGGAUUUCAACAACACUAUUCUCAAGGGUGGUGAGAGCUCUCCUCAGCUCGUUGCAGCCACUAGCAACGGCUUCGUCAUGCUAUGACGCCGACAGUGGUCUAUGUUGCACAUGCCUUCUACGCUGUCCCAUUAGUGUGCGCUCUUGCCAAGCUACACGUUACGGCUACAGCAAAAGCCUAAGGCAGCUAGGCUCUACAAAUGCGCUUCACGACACCUUGGACAUUGUAUCAUAAACACCUUCUAAUCUGGGUUUCAGCGCUGUAGCUUUCAUACUCAUAGUAGAUCCCUCACUGUAUUCAUUAGCUGCUCAAACGCUGUAUCGUAGCAUUUUCUGUCCAUAUUGAGUAUCUUGUCUCUUUUUGGGAUAUGUACUACCGGAUAAGGCAAUGGCUUUAUGAAAGUAGGAGUCUUCAAUCGGGUCAAUCGCACCACCGAUGAUUCAGAGUACAUUAUACAGUCUAUUGUUGUAGGCUUUACAAUGUCGCUAUCUUAUCCUAGAUGUCCAAGUCCUCAUCUGGAUCGUCGUCGUCGAUAUCAUCCGCGGAGUCAGGCUCAUACAAAAUUGCACCGGGAGCUUGUACAG